GCAAAUCGACGAUCUCUGUUGACAAAAAAGCUGGGGCGUCUCGGCAGUAGAGAAACGCGACGCGAAGGAGCGCAUAUUGGGGUUACGGAAGAUCUGGUGAGGGGGCGCGAGAUGGGAGCACUUGAAGUCCGACGGCACAGUCAGCUUUGCAAAGACAGUGGAAGAGGAAUUGGAGGCGUGAUGCGCAUCGGUGAGGGUCAAUUGGCGUGUUUGCUUGGGCAAUUGCAGUUCCAAUGCCCAAUUCCUUGUGGUGCUCAGGAGAGCGUGAGCACAGUGCGACGACAUCUCGCAUGGGCUCGGUAAGCGGCGGCGUUGGGCAGGCAGCGAACAGGCGCCUAGAUUUAGACCGAAAUAGUAUCCCUGCAUGCCUUCAUCAAACGACCCCACACUUUGAUGGCGGUCGCUCGCGCAGGACGGCGAUAACGAUAAGACACGCACCCCGCUACCCCUCCACCACCAUCACUGCGAGAGAUGGUGUGACGAGCGCUCCGCGUGGUGCAUCCAGGUGGCUCGUUGGGCAAGGGCAUGACUCACGGGACCGCGCCUGUCCGGUCACCCGCAGACUGUCUCGCCGUCCAGCUGAGACUUGUCGCCGCCAUCACAUGCCAAUUGCGCGCUCAAUGGCGCACUCUUGCGAGCGUCAGACGGCAAUUGGCAGCGAGAACCAAUGCGCGCGGCCAUGCUGCAGACAGCUUCGCUCCCGCUGCACGGCAUGUUUUGCAGGGAGCGUCGAGGGCAGAGGGUCCAGUGGAUGCGGCGCGCCCAUUGGGGGCGUCGGACCAGGGUAUCAAUCUCAGGCUCGCCGUGUACUCGCCUUGGGUGUGACUCCCUUCACGACCCGCCGCGUGGCUUGGGGCGAUGACUGCGCGGGCUAGGCAUCACGAGACCAGGCUGUCCAUGGCACGCCCGCCAGGAGGGUGA
Messenger RNA from Paraphaeosphaeria sporulosa, 921 nucleotides. RefSeq lists its product as uncharacterized. The transcript has a single exon. Lineage: Eukaryota; Fungi; Ascomycota; Dothideomycetes; Pleosporales; Didymosphaeriaceae. The coding region runs from base 234 to 875 and encodes 213 amino acids. The record is from RefSeq and is a predicted model, not a curated record.